Messenger RNA from Eucalyptus grandis, 1943 nucleotides. Its product is annotated as glucomannan 4-beta-mannosyltransferase 9. The transcript has 9 exons. The record is from RefSeq and is a predicted model, not a curated record. Bases 49 to 1632 code for a protein of 527 amino acids. Gene Ontology annotation, molecular function: mannan synthase activity. Lineage: Eukaryota; Viridiplantae; Streptophyta; Magnoliopsida; Myrtales; Myrtaceae. Gene Ontology annotation, cellular component: Golgi apparatus.
AUCCCGCUUCUUCGCGCUCUCUCCCCUGAGCAGCUCAUAUAUAUUGUGAUGGACCGCCUCUCAUCACCGCCGAUAUUUUCAGUCCCAGAAGACAUCUCGGGCCUAAUCAGGCUGGUCUGGCAACAGGCUAGACAACCUCUGAUAGUUCCAUUGCUGAAGGUCUUGGUGGCGGCGUGCUUGGUGAUGUCGACAAUGCUGUUUGUGGAGAGAGUUUACAUGGGGAUCGUUAUCUUCUUCAUCAAGCUGCUUCGGCGGCGACCCGAGAAGCAGUACAAGUGGGAGGCGAUGGGGGAGGACAUUGAGGCUGGGAGCUCGGCUUAUCCCAUGGUGCUAGUGCAAAUCCCCAUGUACAACGAGAAAGAGGUUUACCAGCUAUCCAUUGGAGCUGCAUGCGGGCUUUCAUGGCCGGCUGAUCGGAUCAUAAUACAAGUUCUCGACGAUUCAACGGACCCGACAAUUAAGGAGUUAAAGAAAUUAGAGUGCCAAAGAUGGGCGAGCAAAGGCAUCAACAUAAAGUAUGAGAUUCGAGACAACAGGAAAGGGUACAAAGCCGGGGCACUCAAAGAAGGCAUGAAGCACAGCUAUGUCAAACAAUGUGACUACGUCGCCAUCUUCGAUGCCGAUUUCCAACCCGAGCCUGAUUUUCUGUGGCGAACCAUACCUUUCUUAGUCCAUAACCCCGAAAUCGGGCUUGUCCAAGCUCGGUGGAAGUUUGUGAAUUCUGAUGAAUGCUUAAUGACGAGGAUGCAAGAAAUGUCACUGGACUACCAUUUUACUGUGGAACAGGAAGUGGGCUCUGCAACCUAUGCCUUCUUUGGCUUCAACGGGACAGCGGGCGUGUGGAGGAUCUCCGCUCUGAAUGAGGCCGGAGGAUGGAAAGACCGAACGACCGUCGAGGACAUGGAUUUGGCUGUGCGGGCUAGUCUCAAAGGAUGGAAAUUCGUCUAUGUCAGUGACCUCAAGGUGAAGAGUGAAUUGCCAAGUACCUUCAAGGCAUACCGCUACCAGCAGCACCGGUGGUCUUGCGGCCCGGCCAAUCUCUUUCGGAAAAUGGUGGUGGAAAUCAUCCAAAACAAGAAAGUGUCCAUGUGGAAGAAGUUCUACGUGAUAUACAGCUUUUUCUUCGUCCGGAAGAUCGUGGCCCACGUCGUCACGUUCGUGUUCUAUUGCAUCGUCAUGCCAGCGACCGUGCUAGUUCCAGAAGUAGAAGUCUCCAAAUGGGGGGCUGUUUAUAUCCCCUGCACUGUUACUCUCCUCAAUUCAGUUGGUACUCCAAGGUCACUCCAUCUGCUGGUGUUCUGGGUCCUGUUCGAGAACGUGAUGGCGCUGCACCGGACCAAGGCGACCUUCAUCGGGCUGCUGGAGGCAGGCCGAGUGAACGAGUGGGUCGUCACCCAGAAGCUAGGCGACGCCCUCAAGACGAAGCCGGGGAAAGCUCACAGGAGGCUUCGCAUCUGGAUCGGACAAAGAGUCCAUGUGGUGGAGCUUUGCGUUGGCGCCUAUCUCUUCGUCUGCGGAUGCUACGACUUGGCUCACGGCAAGAACCGCUACUUCCUCUACCUCUUCCUGCAGUCCUUCGCCUUCUUUGUUGCUGGGAUUGGCUAUGUGGGCACGUUCAUUCCCAGCUCUUAGUCUUACCACAAAGAAUAAAAAUUAAAUAUAAAAAACGAUAUCGCCGCCGUCGCCGUCGCCGCCGUCGUGAUUAUUAUUAUUACAAUUGAAUUUAUAGUUAUUAUUCAUUUGGAGGGGUUUUUCCUCUCAAACUGUUGUAUUCAGAUGUGAUUAAGACGAGGAAGGGACACUGCCAUUCCAUUCUUUUGUGUAGAGCACGAAGAUGCUGCUAUUGUACUCUGUUGAUCUACAAAGGCAAAGUAGAUUACAAUUAUUGUGCUAUUACUUUUGCUGAAAUUAUAUAUGAGUCACAUCAAACGUUUUUGGCUCAA